UGCAGAUCCAAAUCAGCUUGCAUUUAUUGACUGAUCGAUUUAUUAAAUUCACUGAAGAGCAAAAGCCAAACAGGAAGCUCCAGAAAUGUCAAAAAUAAAAGUUUCCAUCAGUAAGUAACAUUCAUAAAUAAUGUUCCCAUUAAAGUGACACCUCUCUGACCUCAUGAUUGAUCACAGCUGACCAGACAACAACACGCCAGUCAGCCUGUGCUGCAGUUUGGCAACAGUAAAGAGAUUAGAUUUCCAUCUUUCUUCCGCGUCAAUAAAUUGUUUCUCUUUUAUAUAAAUGCAUAAAUCAGUAAUAUCGGUGCUGUGCAUGCUCAUUUGUCUCUGUAGGAAUGUCUUUUCCUGUCACCGUGCGUAAAAACAAAAAAACCCUCAGAGCGCAGACAGUUGGAGCUGUAGAAAUACUUAAAAAAAAAAACUCGUUUAAAUUUUUAGGCACCAUCAUGUUUUGUUUCUUUCCAAGAGCAAAAAAGAAAAAAAAAACAGAUCUUUAUAAUUUCCCCCUGCGUUUCUUCUCUCCGCCUUGUUCCGCGCUGCGGAGCUGCAGUGAUGUCAGCCUGCCUGGGUCAUUUGAAGGUCAGCAGCCUCGGAUGGGUUCAUACAAAGUUCACUCGCAUAUAUUAGGCAAUUCAAUCUUUCAUUCUCUGUGGCAAAACUAGUUGGAAAUGAGCUGCACGGGGGGACGGAUAACCCAUUCGUCAUCGGAGAGCAGAAGGCGUGCUUUUUAAAAACGCCGUCCGUGUUAUUUUUUUUAGAUAAUAGAAAAAAGAAAGAUCCUCCAGUUCAGGCGGGCUUCUGCCGCUGCUUUCUCUGGUGUCGGUAACCGGGACGGGCUGAUUCAAAGAGAGAGAGAGGGGGGGGGAAACACGUCGGGAGAUUAUUAUUAUUGUUAUGGAGGAGUCCCGAUCAGACGUCCGCGGCAGCGCGCUGACCGGACACGGUGCGGGGAAAUGUCAAAUGAGCAUUUAGAAGAAGCGGUGGAGCAUUUUGGUCCGAAAUAAUUCAUGAUUCCGGUGUGGGACGAAGGAGAAGAAGAGGAGCGAAAUCUGCCGUGCCAAGAAGAAGAAGAAGAACGAAGAAGAGGAGGAGGAGGAGGUGGAGGAGGAGGAGGAGGGGAAGUUUGAUGGAGUUGUGUGCGCUUAUGCCGGUGAUUUUUUAUCCAUAACGCACAAGACUAGUUGAGCGACGCGCCCGUCAUCAUGUUUGACUGCAUGGACGUGCUGGCCGUGAGUCCCGGGCAGAUGCUGGAUUUCUACACGUCCAGCCCGUCCUCCUGCAUGCUGCAGGAGAAGGCUCUGAAAGCCUGCAUCAGCGGACUGGCGCACAGAGAGUGGCAACACCGCCGGAGCGCACACUCCAUUGAAACGCAGAGCACCAGUUCUGAGGAGCUCGUCCCCAGCCCGCCGUCCCCGCCGCCCCCUCCCAGAGUCUACAAGCCCUGCUUCGUUUGCCAGGACAAGUCCUCUGGAUACCACUAUGGUGUCAGUGCUUGUGAGGGCUGCAAGGGUUUUUUCCGCCGAAGCAUCCAGAAGAACAUGGUGUACACGUGUCACCGGGACAAGAACUGCAUUAUCAAUAAGGUGACGAGGAACCGCUGUCAGUACUGCCGCCUGCAGAAGUGCUUCGGAGUGGGAAUGUCCAAAGAGUCUGUUCGAAAUGACCGGAAUAAGAAGAAGAAGGAGAGCCCAAAGCCGGAGCUGGCAGAGAGCUACGAGCUGACAGCAGAGCUGGAGACCAUCAUUGAAAAGAUUCGUAAGGCCCAUCAAGAAACCUUCCCCUCCCUCUGCCAGCUUGGCAAGUACACCACGAACUCGAGUGCAGACCACCGUGUGAGGCUGGACCUGGGCCUGUGGGACAAGUUCAGCGAGCUGGCCACCAAGUGCAUUAUCAAGAUCGUGGAAUUUGCCAAACGAGUGCCUGGCUUCACGGGGCUGACCAUCGCGGAUCAGAUCACGCUCCUGAAAGCUGCCUGCCUGGACAUUCUGAUCCUGCGCAUCUGUACAAGGUACACCCCCGACCAGGACACCAUGACCUUUUCGGACGGGCUGACUCUCAACCGGACGCAGAUGCACAACGCUGGCUUCGGCCCACUCACCGACUUGGUGUUCACUUUUGCCAACCAGCUGCUGCCCAUCGAGAUGGACGACACGGAGACAGGCCUCCUCAGCGCCAUCUGUCUCAUCUCUGGAGAUCGUCAGGACCUGGAGGAGCCCUCCAAGGUGGACCAGCUUCAGGAACCGCUCCUGGAAGCUCUGAAGAUCUACGUGAGGAAGCGUCGGCCCAGCAAACCGCACAUGUUCCCCAAAACCCUGAUGAAGAUCACAGACCUGCGCAGCAUCAGCGCUAAAGGAGCAGAACGGGUCAUCUCUCUGAAGAUGGAGAUCCCAGGUUCAAUGCCGCCGCUUAUCCAGGAGAUGCUGGAGAACUCGGAGGGCCAAGACGGCCAGAGCAGCAGCAGCGGUAGCAGCGGUAGCAGCAGCAGCAGCAGUGGCAGCAGCGGUAGCAGCAGCAGCAAGAGCAAGAGCAAGAGCAAGAGCAAGAGCAGCAGCACUUCGGCUGAAGCGGCAGCCAGUCCCAGCAGUAAGGGCAGCCCCAACGAGGACGCCACUGCCGUCGAGUCGCCGAAGUCAUUGGACACCGAGGGGGCUACGGCCACACCGCCCAGCGAAGAGCCCUAAGGAGGCACCUAAACUCUCUUUGACAUUCCUUUGCACAAGAAAGGAACAGCCGGGCAAGGCGCCGACCCCCCUCGACCCCCUUCUAUAAAAAAAACCCUCUACCCCAACUCCUUUGCUUGGUCUUACGUUAUCUUUAUCCUCGUCCUAUUUUUCUCACCCAUUCCCCUAAAAAAAAAAAAAAAAAAUCCCUCCUUAAAAAGACGUCAACACGGAGGCCUCAAAGGAUCAGCGCUUUGUGUAUAAUUCUGAAUCGAGCUCUUAUUUGGCGUGGUGUCUCCAUGGACAGGGACUGUGACAGGAAAGGGCAUGGCCCUCACAAAACCGCCAGAGAUGAUACUCCUCAGGUCUCCUGUGUAAAUUCUUAUCUGCAUGACGGGAGUUUGAUAAGUGGUUUUACUCCUCUCUCUCUGUCUGUCUGACCCUCUCUCUCUCUCUCUCUCUCUCUCUCUCUCUCUCAUAUCUUCAUCUCUCGUAUUGUUGACAUACAUACAUUGUACAUACCAUUGUAUGGUUAGAUCUCUGUUUCUAUGAUGAAUUUUGUGGUGCUUUUUUUCAUUGUCUUAAAUAUUAUCUUUGAGGCGAUACACAUCAAGGUUUAAAGCGGGGACUAAUUGUAAGUCCUUCAAAAAGUUAUCUAGAAUGUUAUUGCAUAUAGACAUUACGGAAGUCUAAUAUUUUAUAUUUGUUCCUAUAUUUAAAACUGUUUUUUUCUU
This is a messenger RNA of Larimichthys crocea (large yellow croaker), 3397 nucleotides long. Its product is annotated as retinoic acid receptor beta. Lineage: Eukaryota; Metazoa; Chordata; Actinopteri; Sciaenidae. Gene Ontology annotation, cellular component: transcription regulator complex; nucleus. Gene Ontology annotation, molecular function: RNA polymerase II cis-regulatory region sequence-specific DNA binding; zinc ion binding; nuclear glucocorticoid receptor binding. Gene Ontology annotation, biological process: cellular response to corticotropin-releasing hormone stimulus; retinoic acid receptor signaling pathway; regulation of transcription by RNA polymerase II. The coding region runs from base 1206 to 2684 and encodes 492 amino acids. The record is from RefSeq and is a predicted model, not a curated record. The transcript has 8 exons.